Molecule: messenger RNA, 957 nt
Organism: Leptosia nina
Lineage: Eukaryota; Metazoa; Arthropoda; Insecta; Lepidoptera; Pieridae
Source: the annotation of a GenBank genome assembly
AUGUCAUAUUUGAAGAAUGUUAAUAAAUUAACCGAUAAGUCUAGACAAGACGUUCCUGCAGAAGAAAGCAUCGCCUGUGAAGUUACCCUGACGAAGAAGACUUCGAACGCAGGCGAGGAUGAAACACUCCCCGCGGGUCAAAAAUCAUUCAUAAGCAUUCAUUCAACCGAUCACCUUUGUCAAGUGGCUGACAUAGACAACCCGGCGAACGUCGAAGAUUGUAACGUGGAAGUGUUGAGCCUGAACGAGGUGUUCCCCUCAACAUCUGAAGAGAGUUUGUCAAACGAUGACGAAGCUUCGAUGGGUCGAAAGAAAAAUAAGGGCGCAAUACAGAAAUCGUAUUCAGAGAGUGGGAAAUCGACAUAUGUGCCGACGAACAGUAAAUCCUCGACUGUGUCUGGACGAGACAAGGACUCAUUGGAGGCGCAAUCAUCUGUCUACUCGGACUUCAAUAUUCCGAAAAGCACGAUGUACGUCAUGGGCAGUAAUCCGGGAGAACCGAAAAUGUCCUAUCAGGAUCCCCCCAAGAAAGUAUCAAAGACGAUGAAAAAGUUCCUUCGCAAUAUUGACAAACACAAGAAUGACCAAGUGGCAAAGAGCGGCGAAAAGGCAAUCAGCAAACUGACAACGAUGCGAGGCAUCCUGAAAGAUGGAAGAUGUGGUCCCGAAUGUACGGGAGACUCUACUGCUCAGGAUACAGAAGAGAUCACUAAUACUACAGACGAAAUGUUGGCCUACCAAAUGGAAUGCGCGCCCCAUUUAAAUUAUACUAAACACGGCCCCGACAAAAACGUAUCGUUCAAUACACAAGUGGUUAUCAUACACUUCACUGGUGACCUGUGCAUUGGACAGAGUAUCGAAGCCCUGAGCAAGGAGAAGGACCAGCAAGCCCGCAACUCGGAACUAAGAAAAACAUAUCUAACAAAAUACAACGAACUGUGGCCCACGCAGAAGUAG